Molecule: messenger RNA, 462 nt
Organism: Closterium sp. Yama58-4
Lineage: Eukaryota; Viridiplantae; Streptophyta; Zygnematophyceae; Desmidiales; Closteriaceae
Source: the annotation of a GenBank genome assembly
AUGGGUGCAGAUGGUACUGAAGCGCAGCCCACCCAUCCCUCCCCCUCUUCCCAUCCCUCCCCCUCUUCCCAUCCCUCCCCCUCUUCCCAUCCCUCUCCCUCUUCCCAUCCCUCCCCCUCUUCUCAUCCCUCCCCCUAUUCCCAUUUCUUCCCCUCUUCCCAUCCCAUCCCUUCCCCUCUUCCCAUCCCUUCCCCUCUUCCCAUCCCUCCCCCUCUUCCCAUCCCUCCCCCUCUUCCCAUUUCUUCCCCUCUUCCCAUCCCUGCCCCUCUUCCCAUCCCAUCCCUUCCCCUCUUCCCAUCCCUUCCCCUCUUCCCAUCCCUUCCCCCCUUCCCAUCCCUUCCCCUCUACCCAUUCCUUCUCCCCCACCUCCCCUCUACCCAUCCCUUCCCCCCCUCCUCCCCACUCCUUAUUCUCUCUACUCCCCCUCCCACGCACCUGGCGCCUUAUUGGCCAGAAAUAUGA